AUGACCUUUUAUCAUUUACCACAUCAACCACAAACAACAACUACCUGUGUACUUCAAUCCUCUCACCCUCAUUUAUUUCAUAAAAACUUUCAUAUGAAGACACUUAAAAGUUAUUUCGUAGGUUAUCCUCACAAACGCAGUGACAAUAUGUUCCAUGAAUUACACCCAAAUCUCUAUAAUAGUUUACGAACGCAAUCCCACUCAAUAUCACAUCAAACACGAACAUUCACCACCACUGUGCAGUUCACCUCUCUUCAUCACCGUCACACAACACAACACACUCCACCAUUUCACUCAACAUCACAUCAAACAGGAACAUUCACCAGCACUCUGCAGUUCACGUCUCUUCAUCAGCCUGACACAACUCAACAUACUCCACCAUCUCACUCAACAUCACAUCAAACACGAACAUUCACCAGCACUCUGCAGUUCACCUCCCUUCAUCACCCUGACACAACUUAA
Messenger RNA from Adineta ricciae, 462 nucleotides. NCBI's taxonomy places the organism in Eukaryota, Metazoa, Rotifera, Eurotatoria, Adinetida, Adinetidae. The record is from the annotation of a GenBank genome assembly.